AUGGCGCGCGGCAAGCUCGUUGUGUUUGAGGGCUUGGACAGAGCCGGCAAGACCACGCAGUGUAUGCGCUUGGUCGAAACAUUCAAGAGACGGGCAGAGCCUGUCCGAUUGAUCCGAUUUCCGGACAGGAGCACGGCGACGGGUAAAGCCAUAGAUGCCUAUCUCAAGGGCGAGAGCGAGCAAGAAGAUCACGUCAUUCAUCUGCUUUUCUCUAUCAACCGCUGGGAGAAGGUAGCAUCUAUCGAGGCAGAUAUCCAGGCCGGUAUUACGGUCAUCAUCGACCGCUACUAUUACUCAGGCUGCGUUUACUCCGCCGCCAAGGACAACCCCACGCUCGACCUGAGCUGGGCCCGCCAUCCAGAAGUAGGCCUACCGCGUCCGGACAUCUGCAUCUUCCUCGACAUCUCCGCUGAAGACGCGGCCCGGCGAGGCUCUUUCGGCGAGGAAAAGUACGAGACCAGGAAAAUGCAGGAGCGCGUUCGUCAGCUUUUCGGGGUCUUGCAGUCGUCGCCCGAAGGUGAAGACUUUGUCAAGAUCGAUGCUGGUGCGAGCCUUGAGAGUGUGGAAGAACGCAUUCUGGAGGUCAUCGCUGCAAUCGAUGCUCACGUAGACAUAGAGGAUCUGCCAUUGCGACGCGUGGGGCCAUGGUAG
Molecule: messenger RNA, 651 nt
Organism: Coniosporium apollinis CBS 100218
Lineage: Eukaryota; Fungi; Ascomycota; Dothideomycetes
Product: thymidylate kinase
Exons: 2
Coding region: 1-651 (216 amino acids)
Biological process (GO): dTTP biosynthetic process; dTDP biosynthetic process; dUDP biosynthetic process
Cellular component (GO): nucleus; cytoplasm; cytosol
Molecular function (GO): ATP binding; dTMP kinase activity
Source: RefSeq, a predicted model, not a curated record